This is a messenger RNA of Onychostoma macrolepis, 3565 nucleotides long. RefSeq names its product E3 ubiquitin/ISG15 ligase TRIM25. The record is from RefSeq and is a predicted model, not a curated record. Gene Ontology annotation, molecular function: zinc ion binding; protein binding. NCBI's taxonomy places the organism in Eukaryota, Metazoa, Chordata, Actinopteri, Cypriniformes, Cyprinidae.
AGAAGGAUUUCCUAAUGAUGUUCCUGUUUUUGGUGUCACUUUUAUUGAAAAAUAAAUGUUAAAAAUCUAAAAAAAAAAAAAAAGUGCCUAUGUGGCCUAUACAUAAUUUAUAUUAUGCGGGAGGGCGGGGUCAAGCAACACAAGCAACGUCAGUCAAUUCACUAUAGAGAAAGUGAAAGUAAAAAAAAAAAAAAAAAAAACUGACGGAGCUUUCUAACGCUGCAUUAACGGCGCAUAUUCUCUGAGACAACGAGAGACGAAACUACUUCAACAUUUGCUGAUAACGAGCUGUACUGAAUCACUCCCUGCAGAAAAACCUGUUUCGCAAGUAGUAAUCAAUCAGGAAGAUAAAUAAAGUUUAAAGAAGGAAGUCAGCUGUCGAGCUGGAGUGUGGAUCAUCUCUCUGUGUUAAUACAGUGAAAUGGCAGAAGCCAGUAUCUCAUGGGCUGAAGAUCAGUUCUGCUGUCCAGUGUGUCUGGAUCUGCUGAAGGAUCCAGUGACGAUUCCCUGUGGACACAGUUACUGUAUGAGAUGCAUCACAGACUACUGGAACCAGGAGGAUCAGAAGGGAACCUACAGAUGUCCUCAGUGCAGAACGACCUUCACCCCAAGACCAGUUUUAGGUAAAAACGUGGUGUUUGCUGCAAUGGUGGAGAAACUCAAAAAGACGCAACUCCAAUCUGCUCCUGUUCCUGCUACUCCUGCUGCUCCUGCGGUUCAUCACACUGGACCUGGAGAUGUUCAGUGCGACUCCUGCACUGGAAUUAAACAGAAAGCAGUGAAAUCAUGUCUGGAGUGUCGAAGCUCUUACUGUCAAAAUCAUCUUGAACAGCAUGAGAAUCUCUUCAGAGGUAGAAAACACAAUCUGAUGGACGCCACUGGACGCCUGCAGGAGAUGAUCUGUCCUCAACAUGAUAAAAUGCUGGAAAUGUACUGCCGUACCGACCAGCAGUGUAUAUGUAUGCUGUGUUUGGUGGAUGAACACAAAAAUCAUGACACUGUAUCAACUGCAGCAGAAAGAAAAAAUAAACAGAGACAUUUGGAGAGAGAAUUACAGAAGAUAAUCAAGCAGAAAGAGAAAGAUAUUCAGGAGCUGAGAAAGGCUGUAGAGUCUCAUAAGCGCUCUGCACAGACAGCAGUGGAGGACAGUGAGAGGAUCUUCACUGAACUCACCUCCAUUGAGAAACGUCGAUCUGAGGUGAAGCAGCUCAUCAGAGAUCAGGAAAGAGCUGCAGUGAGUCGAGCUGAAGAACAACUGGAGCGACUGGAGAAGGAGAUUGAUGAUCUGAGGAGGAGAAACACCGAGCUGACACAGCUUUCACAAACAGAUGAUCAUAUUCAUUUCCUCCAAGUAACAGAGAUCUUUUCAUACAUGCAGGAUGGGGACUAUAUCAAGGUUCAUCCUCAUCUAACUUUUGAUGAUGUAGCAAAAUCCGUCUCUCAGCUCAGAGACAAACUGCAGCAGUUCUGCAGAGAGGAGACAGAAAAGAUUUCUUCCACAGUGAAAAUGGCCCAGGUCCUUCUUACUCCUGAAUAUCCAACCAGGAAGGACUUCCUACAAUAUUCCCGUUUGUUUACUCUGGAUCUGAACUCAGUGAAUAAUUUACUCCGUCUGUCUGAGGGAAACACAGUGAUCACUGUCACUGACACACUGCAGCAGUAUCCUGAUCAUCCAGACAGAUUUGAAUCUUGGGCAGAGGCGCUGUGUAGAGAGAGUGUGACUGGACGCUGUUACUGGGAGGUGGAGUGGAGCGGUGAUGGGGGAUCAGGAGUAGAUAUAGGAGUGACAUAUAAGAGCAUCAGCAGGAAGGGAGACGGUCCUGAGAGUGCAGUUGGACGUAACAAUCAGUCCUGGAGUUUGUUCUGCUCGCCAGACUAUUGCUCAUUCUGGCACAAAAACAUUGAGACUGUUCUUCCUGUAACCCGUAUGUCCAGUAGAAUAGGAGUGUAUGUGGAUCACAGCGCAGGGAUUUUGUCCUUCUACAGUGUCUCUGACACAAUGGGCCUCAUCCACAGAGUCCAGACCACAUUCGCUCAGCCGCUGUAUGCUGUGUUUGGAUUAGAUAGACACUCAACGAUUAAACUGUGUCGUCUAACCAAAUAAAUCAUAUAGAGGUUGAAUAGAUUAUUUUGUCACAUUACAUGAUGAAUCAGUAUCAGUAAUCAGAAAUACCACUUGCGAGCUUAUAAUAAUCACAGAUCUGUUAAGAGCAAAACUUAUAAUCAUUUGAGUAGAAUGAUGACUUUAUGAAAGGAGCUGAUAAUGAAUGUAGAAAGUGUGUGAGAUUGUGUUAAGUUAUGUAACACUUUGUCAGAAAAAGCUUUCAAAUCACUGAAUAAAAUGUUUUAAUAAAUACAGUGGCAAGAACAAGUUUGUGAACUAUUCAAAAAUAUCUACAUUGAUUACUCAAAAUGUAAUUGAUCAAAAUUGGAACAAUUGUAGACAAACACUAUCUGAUUAAACUAAUGACACAAAUAAUUGUAUUUUUCACAUUUAAAAAUACAGUAAAAAAUACAGUAAAUACAGUAAAUAAUCAUUCACAGGUCUGGGGGAAUUGGGUGAAUCCCUUGAAUUUAGUAACAAAAGCUGGUUAGUUUACAAACUUAUUCUUGCUUGCCACUGUGUAUCCAAAGUGUUAUCUUCUUCUGCAUGACUUAAAAAAAAAGAAAGAAAUUGUACCUGUUGUUAACAUUUUUACGUCCCAGCAACAACCAUUAAAUGCUGACUCUCUAAACAAACUUUUAUUACAUGCAAAAUCAUAUGUAACCACAUAUGAUUCAUAUCACAUCUAAUGUGAUUUCAUUUACAUGUACAUGCUCCUCAUGUUCAUAUAUUUUUCAUAUAUUUUGUGCUUCAUAAUGUUUUUUUUUUCCCUUUAUUUGAUUACAUAACUGCUCACAUUCUUAGUGACAUGCACAGAUUUAGCUCAGAAACAAAAUAUAUUAGUUUUGUAUCACCAGGAAAGUGGAAGAUAAAAUGAUGAUGCACAUUUUGAAGCAAACAUGAGGUGUAAUAGUAUCAAAUAUGAGGUAUCAGAAAUUUAAAGUAAAGCACGUUUGAAAGAAUGAACUUUGUUUGAAUUAACUUUGUAGCUUUGAUUUACUGUAGAUGAUGUGACCUUACGGGAAUCAGAAAUUGUAAGACUCCAUGCCUCUAUUUAGAGAUCAGUAACGAUCAGAAAAGCUGCAGAUACUUUCACAUUGAUCAACAAAUCCUUUGUUCUUUAUUCAGCUAAAGAGUCAAGGCACUGAAUUUGGUGAUUUUCUCUUGAUAAAGGUGAGUUCUGAGUCUGACAUGCAGUGAUAUUAAUAUGACUGUGUUUUGCUCUUUAUUAAGGUUCUAUGAGUUUUAAGAGUCUCAUUCUGAAUGUCUUAGUUCGUUUCUGAUUUUCUGACUCUAACAAUCAAAAGUAAAUGGAAAAAUUGGCUAUUAUAAUAUAGAAUGUAUACACUAAAUGUUUUUUUUUUUUGACAGUUUUGCAUUUUAAGUUAUUUUUCAUCACUAAUUAAAACUUUUAGAGCUGCAUUUCUGCUCAGAGUAGUUGUUUGUGAAAACUUUGAAAGC